GAUUGAAUGCUCAGGAUUUUCUUGAAACCUCUGAAUUCUAUGAUAAAUAAUUGACCACUGUGACAAUAGAAUAUAGGUCAUUAAAGUGCAUUCCAUUGCAAUAAGUUGGCAGGAGUUCAGACAGUUCUCUGAGAAUCUGUUUAACCGUGUAGAUUAAAUGGAAAUACAUUUUCUAUAAUGAAACUUGUCAAAAUGAGAAGGGAUCAACUAUUGACAAUCAUGGGAUAACUACCUAGGCACUCAGCAUCUCGAUGAAAACUGUUGGAAAAGAAAAACUUUCAGAGUCAUUCUGCUCUCAUAGUACCCAAGCCAACUAAACUGUGAGAACUGAAUGCCUUGCCUUGGUACAUCCCAUUUCUAAUGGAGGACAAGAAGUUAUUUUCUUCAAUGGCUGACUUCCAGAAUUUCUGGCUGAAUGUUCUUUGUCAAGUGUAUAUUCCCUUCUCUAGGCCUUUCUAUAUAGAGCCCACAAACAUCAUCAAUGUGAAUGAUGUCAUUCAGAGGGUUAGCGACCAUGCCUCUGCCAUGAACAAGAGGAUUCAUUACUACAGCCGGCUCACCGCUCCUGCAGACAAGGCACUGAUUGCCCCAGAUCAUGUAGUUCCAGCUCCAGAAGAGUGCUAUGUAUAUAGUCCAUUGGGUUCCGCUUAUAAACUGCAAAGUUACACUGAAGGAUAUGGCAAAAACACCAGUUUAGUAACCAUUUUUAUGAUUUGGAAUACCAUGAUGGGAACAUCUAUAUUAAGUAUUCCUUGGGGCAUAAAACAGGCUGGAUUUACUACUGGAAUGUGUGUCAUCAUGCUGAUGGGCAUUUUAACACUUUAUUGCUGCUACAGAGUAGUGAAAUCACGAGCUAUGAUAUCAUCAGUGGAUACCACUACCUGGGAAUAUCCAGAUGUCUGCAGAUACUACUUUGGGUCCUUUGGACAGUGGUCGAGUCUCCUUUUCUCCUUGGUAUCUCUCAUUGGAGCAAUGAUAGUUUAUUGGGUGCUUAUGUCUAAUUUUCUUUUUAAUACUGGAAGGUUUAUUUUUAAUUUUAUUCAUCACAUUAAUGACACGGAUGCUGUACUGAGUACCAAUGAUAGCAACCCUGUGAUUUGUCCAAGUGCUGGGAGCAAUGACCAUCCUGACAAUGGCUCUAUGAUUUUCUAUGCCAAUGACACGGGACUCCAGCAGUUUGAAAAGUGGUGGAAUAAGUCCAAGACAGUGCCCUUUUACCUCAUAGGGCUCCUCCUUCCACUGCUCAAUUUCAAAUCUCCUUCAUUUUUUUCAAAAUUUAAUAUCCUAGGCACAGUGUCCGUUCUCUAUUUGAUUUUCCUUGUCACCUUUAAGGCCAUACACUUGGGAUUUCAUUUGGAAUUUCACUGGCUUAUGCAAACAGAGUAUUUUGUACCAGAGAUAAGAUUUCAGUUUCCACAGCUGACUGGAGUGCUUACCCUUGCUUUCUUUAUUCAUAAUUGUAUUAUUACACUCUUGAAGAACAACAAGAACCAAGAAAACAACGUGAGGGACUUGUCCAUUGCUUAUAUGCUGGUGACAUUAACUUACCUCUAUAUUGGAGUCCUGGUUUUUGCUUCAUUUCCUUCACCACCAUUAACCAAGGAUUGCAUAGAGCAGAAUUUUUUGGACAACUUCCCUAGCAGUGACAUCCUGUCCUUCAUUGCAAGGAUAUUCCUGCUGUUCCAGAUGAUGACUGUAUACCCACUCCUAGGCUAUCUGGCUCGUGUUCAACUAUUGGGCCAUGUCUUCGGUGACAUUUAUCCUAGCAUUUUCCAUGUGCUGAUUCUUAAUCUAAUUAUUGUGGGAACUGGAGUGAUCAUGGCCUGUUUCUACCCAAACAUAGGAGGAAUCAUAAGGUAUUCAGGAGCAGCAUGCGGCCUGGCCUUUGUAUUCAUAUAUCCAUCUCUCAUCUAUAUAAUUUCCCUCCGCCGAGAAGACCGUCUGACGUGGCCAAAGUUAAUCUUUCACAUUUUUAUCAUCAUUUUGGGCCUGGCUAACCUGAUUGUUCAGUUUUUUAUGUGAAAUACUCGAUGUCUUCUCAAGAUCUUUCAUGGCAUUUUGAACUUUGACAACAGUUCCACAUAAAUUGACUUAUAAAUGCUGUUGUUGCUGUAAUUCUAAAUGUUUUCCUAAAAUAAUUUGAAAAAAAGGGGUGGGGGGAAUAGUGGUCCAUGAAUAAGUAAUUUUGAUUAGAGUGGAGAAAGGGGCAAGAAGAAUGAUCUUUGUCUCACUUCAUAUGCACCACCCCUUCAUUCUCAUUGUCUUUUCUGAGUAGAAGUAUCUGCCCUUAGGAAAAAUCAUGUUGGUUUUUGCUUUUUACAGAUAUAAGGUGGGUGGGUUUAUUUUGACUACAGUAAAGGUUCUCAGAGUAUCACAGCAACCAUUGCCAGAUGCUAUUUCUGUUUUGUUUCAACGUAUUCACUUUCAUUUUAUUACUUGCUAGGCCAUUUCUUCAGUUUACCCAAACAUGUACUGUUUGGGACAGUAAACCAAAUACCUCAUUUGUAAAAAGAAAUCUCCAUGGCAUCAGUGUUAAAUGAGUGAACUUUUAACUGCAUCCUUAAUCUCUAUUUAAAAGAGAGAAAGAAAGAAUGUCAGUACAGGCUCUUUGAUCAUGAACCUUACACAAAAUAAACGAACUGGGAGAGCUUUUUGAGUCUGACUUCUUUUUUCUAAUCUAGUAUUAGUAACUUAGGUCAAAAGUCUAGCUCCCCCAGCCAGAUUUUGCAUGGGAACCAGUGUGAUUGUCCCCAUAGACCCAAGAGGGCUCUUUUGCUUUUUGAAUCCCUGAGCAUUGCAUAGGAUGUCAUGACGGGACCAACGGGGAAGCAUGUAGGAAGCAUGGCAGAGAAUGUUGGGUACAUGAGUCCCUACAGGGAAGAAAGGAAAUGGAGAAGGGGCCAGAAGAGUGAGGCCUCCUUCCCAGCAUCUUGUGAGGGGUUGAAGUGUCUCUUUACCACAGGAAAGGACUAAUCCUUUUUGAGGUAAGACUUCCAAGAAGGGGACCCCCCCACACACUGCCUUACUUCUUAACUGGCAUGGUUAGAGGUUAAAUCCCCAUAAGAAAAAUCUCCUUGGAUCUGAGAAAAGGAUUAGGGAAUCUGAAUUCUUGAAAUUAACUCUCUCUUCUUUUUCACUGAAUAAAGUCUAAACCAGAAUUCAAAUCCAUAUCUUCCAUGUAAUACAGCCUUCAUGUUCAGCUUGAAAAGUUAGAUUUCUCUAACUUUAGGCUAACAUUAAAAAGUGUAUUUUGUUAAUACACAUCCCACAUCGCAGGAUAAUGUGUAGAUUUAUGUUACUUACUUCUUUUGAGAGAGACAGACAAAAUGGUUUUUGAAAGGUGAAAUGGUCUUUUUUAAGCCUAGUAAAGAACCCAAGAAUUGAGACCAGCCAUAAUUUCUUUCAGGAAAGCUUUCUGUCCAUUCCAUAGACAGGUAUAUGGAAAAAUCGUGGUAUUUCUUAAAGUUCUCUUUGUAAAAGUCUCAUGAAAAUUUGAAGGCAUACGCAAAAGUAGAGAAAAUAAUAGGAUAACCCUCCCACAUCCCCAUCCCCUGUACUUAGUAAUUAUAAAACUUAUGCUGUAUUUGCUUCAUCUAUCCUUUUUUUCCUUUUCCACUGUAAUAUUUUAAAGCCAAUCUCAGACAUUAUGUUACUUCAUCUCCACGGUAAUUGGAGCCAUUUUCAAAAGUUUUUGUUAGCAGAAACUGCUGGUAGAAGUCAGGUUGAUUAGAAGAUUCUACAUUAAGUAUCUGUAUCCCUAUGUUAACCUCUUAGAAUAGAGUAUACGUAUGGAGGAAAUGUCUCUGUGCUUGGGCUCUCCUGCAUCUUCGUGACUUCAGUCUCGUUCAGUUAGAGACAUAGGAAUCAAAAGCUACAUAGCUCCUUGAGACCCACGUUUAAUCCCUGUUUAUCCCUAGUUACCUCCCUCAUCUUUGAAAACUUCAGAGACAGAAUUUUCAUUGCCUCUUUUCAGUAAUGUACUUGAAUGUUUUAACACAUGGAAAAAUGACUUGGUAUAUUUUUGUCCGUGUAAUGAUCAAAGUGAAUAUGACAGUGCAUUAUUUACUAAAUUAAAAAGCAAUGUGGAUAUUUGAUUUUCGUUUUCUUUAAAAGACUUGAUAAUUUAGAACUUCCAAAAUCCUACAUUAGGCUUAUGCUGAAUAAUUUUGCCUUCUUAAGUUUCUACUCAUGAAACUGAUACCUUUGGCUUGUUAUUUAGCUUGGCCAGAUGCUCUUCAUUUGAGUGUGUAUGUCCUGGCUCACACGUUGGAAUGAUGAGAUAUGAAUUCAUUUAGAUUACAUUAUAAUUAAUUGUAGACUUUCUCUGUGUCUUUUUUUAAUUUUCUAAUUAAAUUUAUUUUACUUUUUGCUCUGAUGUGGUUAACCUCAGUUUCUUUAAAUUUAGCUUAUUUAUACAUACAACUGAGGACAUUAUAAAAUUUUAAAUGGCUUGUUUAGAGAAACAUUCCCUAAAAAGGUUCUGGAUGAAAAUAUGGUAGGCUGUUACUAGGCCAAAAAGAACAAAGAAAUGUCCUCUGACAUUUGAUACCUGUGGAUAAUCGCCCAGAAUCAGUUUUGUCAUCACAUCCAAAAAAUGUAUUACAGUAAAGAAUAAAUUUACCCACAAAAAGGGACUGUAUUAAAGGUAAAUACUGACUUAUGGUUUGCAGUCUCUAUUUUGACAUUUGUUUCCAUAAGUAAUUGAGUAAACCACCACGUUCAGUGCUUUGGAGGAGUCAAAGAUGUGUAAGAUUUCAUUCAUAUUCUAAAAGAACUUUAAUCUCGUAAAGAACUAUGGAUGUAGUUAACUAUAAUGCAAGAGACCGUUACAGAAAACGAAACCCCUUCCAAUUGGGAUCCUCAGAGAGGGCUGGUAAAGGAAAUGUGGGGUAAAGCAGCAAGAACCCAUUUGUCAGCCUCCUAAGAAUUGUCCAAAAUUUUAGAUUUUUUAUAGUUUCACUGUCA
Molecule: messenger RNA, 4965 nt
Organism: Zalophus californianus (California sea lion)
Lineage: Eukaryota; Metazoa; Chordata; Mammalia; Carnivora; Otariidae
Gene: SLC38A9
Product: solute carrier family 38 member 9
Exons: 15
Coding region: 361-2022 (553 amino acids)
Biological process (GO): amino acid transmembrane transport
Molecular function (GO): amino acid transmembrane transporter activity
Source: RefSeq, a predicted model, not a curated record